AUGAAUACUUUAUAGGAAAACAAAUUAUUUGUGUAGCAAAUUAAACAGAAACAGGAUGAGUUUAAAGUAUAAAUUUAUCAUAGAACAAGAAAACUAUUCAAAUUCCAUUUAAGAAAGAGCCUCCUCUGUUGUAGCAGCAUAAUUUUAAUUAGCUCACUUCUCCGAAUUAAAGAAGAGAACAAACUCCAAAUUAAAGAAAGGGCAAGAUCGAAAGUACACCAGUCAAUUAAUAGUUAAGAUGAUAAUUCGUGUUCCCCCACUCUUUUUCGUACUCCUUAGAUUAGUUUGCAUUACGAAUAAAACAAAAAGCAGCAUCAAUUGAGUAAUAACAGAAGUCGCAACGAAAACGUGUCAAUUUACAAAGAGAGAAGAGAGCCAAUCAAUGACUCAGCGACUAAGGAUUACUCCAGAGUGUUGGAUGAGGUAAUGAAAAAAUACAGACAAUUGAAAUCAGAGCUAUUGACUAAGGAUAAGGAAGUGCAGAAGACAAGGUUUUACAAGGAGGAGUGGUUGAAGGAGAAGGUUUAAAUAUAUCAUCUAUGAUUUAUAUAGAAGCGUAAUGAAUAGUUACAAGAGAGAAACAAGAUUUUAAAAACGAAAAUGCUGAAAAUCAUUGAAUUAGUUUAAUAAGAUUAGUUGAAAUAGAAUGAUGAUUCGGAGGUAGUAUCAUUCUAUUAAAAUAUUAGUUAAUAGGGUAUAAUAGCUAGUCUCUAAGCAGAAAAUAAGCAUUUGCGUUAAAUGUUGCAUCUAUAUGAUGUGACAGACAUCUCAAGUCAAUUGGAGCAACUCGAAGGGGAGUAGGAUUAGGAGGUAGUUUACAUCGAUAACAUUUUGAAUACAUUCCUUGGUGAUUUGAAAACCAUACAAAAGAGUAGAAGAGAAAAGAAGGACAAUUAAUAAUUAGGUACAUGUGAUGUGAAUAUUCAAGGUCAAUUCAAUUCAUUGUCGCUAACAGUUUUGAACAAAGAAUCAAGCUUUGUUGAUUUAUCAGAGGAUAAGCUUUUAAUGGAAUAAUCAUGA
This is a messenger RNA of Paramecium octaurelia, 1020 nucleotides long. Lineage: Eukaryota; Ciliophora; Oligohymenophorea; Peniculida; Parameciidae. The record is from the annotation of a GenBank genome assembly.